Cannabis sativa is the source of this 1170-nucleotide messenger RNA. RefSeq lists its product as uncharacterized. Bases 1 to 1170 code for a protein of 389 amino acids. Gene Ontology annotation, molecular function: nucleic acid binding; RNA-DNA hybrid ribonuclease activity. NCBI's taxonomy places the organism in Eukaryota, Viridiplantae, Streptophyta, Magnoliopsida, Rosales, Cannabaceae. The record is from RefSeq and is a predicted model, not a curated record. The transcript has a single exon.
AUGGGGGAGAUCACCAAAUAUUUUCACAAAUAUGACAUCCCUUGGAUCCAAGGAAUUCCUAUAGAUUUAUAUAUGGAAGACACUUUAAUUUGGCCUUUCACUCCUAAUGGUCAAUACAUUGUGAAAAGUGGGUAUAGGGUUGGAAGGGAGAUGAAUCUUAAUCCCACUAGAUGCUCUAAUUUGACAGCAAUUCAGAGUUGGUGGAAAAUGCUUUGGAGCCUUCACCUUCCCCCUCGAAUGAAGCUUUUUGGGUGGAGAAUGUGCCACAAUUGGCUACCUGCUAAGACCAAUCUGAAGCAUAGAGGUAUGGACAUCAAUACUCAAUGUGAAUCUUGUGGAAGGUAUGAUGAAAAUCUUACUCAUGCUUUAUGGAAUUGUGAUAAGAUUAAAAAUAUAUGGAAGCUGCUGCCUUGGUAUAAAAAAAUUUCCAAAUUGGGAGAGGGAUCUAUGUUCGAUGUGUUACAGGCGGUAGAGAAGCAGGUUACUCGGGAUGAAUUUGAAGAUACAAUCAAAGUUCUUUGGGCAAUAUGGGAGAAUCGAAACCGGCAAUGGAAUCAACUUCCAAGUAUGAAGGGAUAUCAGCUUCUCAAUUGGGUUUUCAAUGCCUAUCCGAAGGCCUCUACAAUCGAUCUCACAGCUGGCCAACAGAAGGUGGAAACUUACCCCAAUCCGAAACACUGGAUUCCUCCUGACAGUGGGUGUAUUUGUGUUAAUAGUGAUGCAGCAAUCAACGAAAAUACUACUGGUGUGGGGCUCGAUUUCGUUUGGAGAACAACCAGUGGCAAACUGCUUUCAGCUGGGAUGGUAUAUAUGCCCAGCCUGUGUUCUAUUAAGAUGGCUGAAGCUUGGGCCUUGCUGGAAGCUUUGAAGAAACCUCCUGCGAUUGAUACUUCUCAGAUUGCAGUCCAGACUGAUUGCAAAUUGCUGGUGGAAGAAAUUAAGACUCAAGGAAAUACCCUCACUGCCGAAAGAAACAUUAUCCACAAGCUCAAUAGGGUGCUGGAAACUUUUAAUAGUGUUCAUAUUUUUCAUGUAAAAAGAACCAAUAAUGAGUGUGCAAAUUUAUUAGCUAGGAAAUGUCUAGCUGAUAAAUCUACCCAAUUUUUUGACAAUUCUUUUCAGGAUUGGUUAGCUAAGUUUUGUAAGGCUGACCAUCCUCUUGUGGUGUAG